This is a messenger RNA of Talaromyces proteolyticus, 5681 nucleotides long. Its product is annotated as putative telomere length regulator protein. Bases 253 to 5400 code for a protein of 1715 amino acids. The record is from RefSeq and is a predicted model, not a curated record. NCBI's taxonomy places the organism in Eukaryota, Fungi, Ascomycota, Eurotiomycetes, Eurotiales, Trichocomaceae. Gene Ontology annotation, cellular component: nucleus. Gene Ontology annotation, biological process: telomere maintenance. The transcript has 3 exons.
CAAUCGCGACCUUCUCCUUCCUUCGCCGCGACUGGACCUCGCGUCUUUGUAGCAAAUGCACUAUUCUCACUACCCCAUCACAACUUGGUCACCGCCAGACCAUCGAUCACCAGCCAAAGCGACUUUCCCUUCAGGAGAAACUAAUAUGGGCAGUUUUAUGAUUUGCGGUUGAUUCGGUUCUCCACAGCAAUGAGUGCUGCUUCUCAUUAUUUUCUUACUAUUCAUUCAUAGCGUCCCUUUGUCCUUUCCGCCAUGGUGGAAAUCCUCGCAUUGCCGGCUCGUCCGCCAACUCCCCCAAGGGCAUCCCAUGCCCUUUUUAGUCGAGAUGGAGACGGUUUCCAAGGCCGACCCAACGUACUCAAUACUCCCGGGGAGUCCCCUUCCACGGCGGAAUCGACUGUUUUGAGGUCUAGCAAGAAAGUGAACUUUUCACCCAUCACAAGCUAUAUAAAGCCUCUGAAUUCUUCAAAUUCAGCAUCUGCCCAGAAUAGCGCAAUACGCUCGAUUCCUCGUUCCAAUGAACGAAAACCCGCGAAAUCCAUCCUCAAAACUACGAGCACCACGGUGCCAGACCCGUCCGCGAUCCCUGUAGAAGGAAGCCAACCACAAACAUUCGCUAUGCUAUUGGAGUCUGCAAUGCAACAACUGGCAGGGGAAUCUUUGAGCUCCCGGGUAGAUGCUUACAGGCAUCUUUUAGGGACGUCCAAGGCCUAUGAAAACAUUCCAGAGCAAAGCUUGAUGGCCUCGAAAGUCGGCCCCUUAGCCCAAUAUAUCCAGCGUGACAUCGGUCGAGAUAUUCGCAAGGGAGAAGUUGUAGGGAUGAAUGUGGUCACAAACGCCUUGAAGUUGGCGAUGUAUAUUAUGUGGAACGAAACACUUGGUGCUAAUCUUCCCGAUGACUUCAAGAUUUUCAUGGUCGACCACGCUUUAGGGGCUCUGCAGGACGCCAAACUCCCUAAAACUGUGCUGAAUCACUACGCACACGUUCUCUGCAUGCAAACAUUUCCUCCGAAAAUAAUGACGAACUCCCGUGUAACACGUAUUUUGGCUGUGCUAAGCGACAUUACCGAGCGCAUCAGCGGAAAUGGGAUUAUCUCACAGCGUUUUGGGAUCUAUACGCGCUUGCUCAGCCAGUCAAAGAUUACCAUGGCCUCACAAGCCUCAUUAUGGGUUGAAAAUUUGAUUUCAGGUCUUCUGCAUACAUUCAAGGAUGCAAGAUCAAAAGCCUUAGCAUUCGGUAAGCAGGUUUCCGUCUUGCUUGGCCCGAACUUGAAUGUAUCGAAGGCUGUCUUAGACGUUUUCAGCAAAGAAAUUUCUCAAGGCCGAAGACUUGUAUCAGAAAUCUGCGAGAGAAUGUCACGGAUGAUGUCUUCCGUUGAGAGUGGUGUGCAUGUUCCCGAAAUAUGGAGCACCAUUGUCUUGCUGCUGAGAAGCAAACGGUUCAAUAUUGAGAAAUGGGAAUAUUUUAAGGAAUGGGUUCUUGUUCUGCAGCGAUGCUUCAACUGUAGCGAGUCGUCAAUCAAGGCGCAGGCUAUUUAUGGAUGGAAUCGAUUUGUCUACGUCAUUACUUGUAGCGAUGACACAAGUAAUAGUAUGAUGAAGAUGCUCACCAAACCAAUUAUAUCACAAUUUGAUCGCAGAAAAAGUGAAAAGUCGGCCACCAAUAUCAGUCCGAUCAUACUGUCUAGCUACUACAACCUUCUCUACUACGCAUUUCGUCCGAGCGCGUCUUAUGAGCAUAUCGACUUCAUUUGGGAAGAAUAUGUAAACCAGCCGCUUGUCAACAUCUUCACCACUAGCUCGCAGCUGAACGAUGCUGCGUGCAAAGCACUGAGUUCUUUACUUUGGAGUAAUCAGCCCAAGCCAUGGGUAGAAAACAAGCUCAACGAAGUACAAAAGAUGGAGCCAGAACAUCUACUUCCAAUUGAUUGCAAAUGGACCAGAACUCGCAUUGUGUCGAUUCUCAGGGUUUUUGAGGCUCUAUUUGGGACAGCUACAUGGCGACCUGGAAAUGACACAACGUCAGACAUCGCCAUCGCCUGGACUAAUCUCUGUAAAGCACUAGCAGACGCGUCAAGCAAGGAAAUUAAAGCUUCGGCAGAGUUAAUGCAAGCAAUAGCAAGCGUUCUUGAUAUUUUCCAACGCCUUCGACUUGGAGCCCCGGCUUCAUUGAAUGCUGAAACCAACGAUGAGUUCUUAGAUCGGUUUACGUUCCUAUCCAGAACACUUAUAGCAGCGAUUGGGCCAUCUCCAUUUACCGAAAAGCUACUUCUGAAGACUGCCCAAGAAACUUUUCAAGCUGACAAUACCCCAACACAUCGUCGCGCAAAUAUCGAUACCAACCUUGACAGCCCUUUCAUGUAUAUUUUCCGCAUCGUUAGUUCUUCCGGCGAGAUCUCAGAGUCAUACGAAUUCCAUCUACAUUCAGUUCACAGUUUAUUGGAAGCUGCAUGUAGCGGCCGACAAUCAAGAGGGUCUCGUCUAGAAUUUCUCGAGAGAUGCAUCCAACUGCCACUAAUUGAAAGCAAUAUUGCUCCAGUGCUGAAUCGCUGUAUCUGGGAAGCUACUGCAAUGUUGACGAUUAAUUGCCUGAACUCUUUCCCUAUGGAGACACCUAGAGAUCGAGAUGGUACCAUCUCGCGCGAUUAUGAUAAUGUUAAGACGGUUCUCACCCGCGGGUUACAAUUUACAAUGGCUUUUGAGACAUGGAAUUCGCUCCUUGACGCUUAUGUACGCACUGUUCGGACCGAACGGGGAGAACGUGGUAUCGCGACACUCAUUAUUGAGCCCAUAGCUGCAAAUUUGCUACAAUUGACUCGCGCCGUGUCAUAUGCGCCCUUGAAGGCCCUUAUUGGUCAGGCUUUAUCACUUCCUUAUUGCCAACAAAAUGAAAUGCGGCCAUCACUAGCUGGCUUUAACCGUGGAACUCCGCCGUUCAAUAAAGCAUUCUUCCCAGAUAAGCUUUUUGAACUUGUCUCCAAGGUUAUGGAGGAUGCUUACGAGCAAUUCAAACCUGAGGAGAGCUUAGCAGUGGCGGAGGUAAUUGAAUCCUUGACAUCUUGGCUAGGAAGUGGCGUCCCACAGUUUCGUUCCAAUAUUUUGGACAAACUUCAACUUUGUCUGUCUUUGUGGCUACAGGACUCUAAUCGCUAUAUAACUUCGGAAAAGGGUUCUGACAAUAGACUCAUGACUGCAUGCCGGAAAUUUUCUGGGGCUAUUGCAAAUGUUUUACAGACAACUAUACAGCACGAUGAUGAGUCCCUUCGCCUUUAUGAAACCGUCGUUUCAGCUGGUCUGCAAUCGGUACACAAAUCAACAGCGAACCGGUUUAUUGAAAUGUGGAAUAAUACUUUCGGGGUACAGGAUCUUGCAACGUAUCCUCUCGCGGUUCAAACUGCCCUUCAAAAACUUGACCCUUUUGUUGAAUUGCGGUUGCCAUGCCCCUUAUCAAGUCAGGCCAGUUCUCAGGACUAUGAAAUUCCAGACUUGGUGGAGUCUCAAGAUACCAAUUGUAGUUUUGACUCCGCUCAAGAACUUGUAAGGGAUAACUUGAAAAAUAAAAAUCGGCGGAAAGUGCGGCCCUCUAUCUUCAGCUCAUCUCCAAUUGUACAGCCUGAGGUAUGGAAUGAAGACUCGCUACCAAAAAGGCCUACCGAUGUUACCCCAAGACGACGGCUUCGCCAUGAUAACUCUCAAAUCCAGUUCAUCGCAGUGGAAUCAUCACCCCUGGCGUCUGACAUGGAAAGUCAAUUGCUUACAGAGCGUCAGCGAGAAGUAAAGGAGCGGCAGCGUGGCAAUACUGCCAUAUUCCUAGAAGGACUACGGUCUUCCUCGCCUACUUUACCUAGUCCAGCGAAGGAGGAAGGAAACCUGACUCCUGUCCAAUUACCCAGUUUGCGGGAUUCUGACCGUGUCUCUGAUGUUCUACUGACACCCACACUUGCUCCAAACUUACAAGAGAAUGACGAUGAGUUUCCCGGCUCAUCCCCAACUCCUGGCGCGAAGGACAGAGUAGCUUCUGGGCCACAGCAAACACCAGCUAUGCAAAUUGAAGCCCUAGAUGAUUUACAAGCGAAUCUUGUUUUAUCUCCCGAAGCUCAAUCACGCCGUGCUCGCCGCCGGCCAGGUCGACCUGUAAGAAAGGCUUCUGCUCUUCAAAGGUCGGAAUCAUAUGCAUCGGAUCCCGAAAAUCAAACUGUGAAGCAUGGUGGAAGGCGACGAAGCACAAGAAAUACCAAAAUUCAGUCAUCAGAACCCAACGAAGACAGCGCGGCAGUACAUAAAACUCAGUCAAACAAAUUGCAAGAGCUGGCCACCUAUAGCCAAGACGUACCCGAACUGGAAGAUACACCAAUCGAUGUGAUUCCAGAUACUUACAAUGACGAGUUUGAGAAACAACUUGCUUCGCAGCUUGGCCAAGAUCUGGAACUAGCUGUAGAUAUGCAAGAUAUCGAAAAUUCCCCGUCUAGCAGCGGAACUCCACUAGCUGGUCCGGCUAUCAGGAAAAGAAAACGGGAUGCUAAUGCCGAAAUUUCCCCGAUGCCAGUCCGAGGAAAACGAAGAUCUCUUAGGCAUAAAGCUGCUGACGCUAAGGACGUUGAAAGAAAGCCCAGUGAAGAUAUCACAGCUAGGAAAUUGCCAACCGAUCAACCAGGAAUUGGAGCAGCUGAUGCCGAAACGCCGCAACCGUCUCCCGCCAAAAACAGUAGACCUUCCGAAAUCACUACCGAUAAUGUGAUAAUCUCUGGUUCAAGGAGCAGGCGUCAUCAUGGAAAUGAUGCUUCUAAUCUGCCCUCCUCUCCAGCUCAAGUUUCGCCACCGUCUUUGAAACGGCGAAGAUCUCUACGUCUUAAUGGUGUAGGAGGCUCCGAUAUGGAACCGGCGUUGGACACUCCUAAAAGCAAGCCGCAGCAGUCUCCCUCAAAAUCAGUUAAUGAAAAUCCCUCAUCACCAUUGACGAGAUCCUCUGCCAGGAAAUCCCGCGCCUCUAUGGUUUCUCUUACUCGUGAUAUAAUUAAUCAAGCUGGUGCUGCUACAAAUGAUGUCGAGACAGAAAGUACUCGUCUGGAGGUAUCAGACCAGGCUAUUGAAGCCCUUCCAGAACAUCAGCCGCAAACAGCACACAUCGGAUAUAACGUUGAUGUUAGUAUGGAAGACGCAACUAGUAGUAUUCCAUCCAUGAGGACAGACCGUGAGGAAAGCAGCAAUUAUGUUUCGCUGGCAACACAGACUGACGGUGGUGUCGAAAAUAAUGGAAAUCCAGCAAAUAAUAUUCUCGACACUCUUCGGAAAGUACUCGAUGACGUCAAAAAUGGUACCUUUGGAAGAGAAGUUCUUAGGGAAAUGGAUGACCUAUUAUUCGACAUUCGGGUUGAAGCUAUUAAAAGAAGUCACACCUGAAAUUUUCUUUCUUUCUUUCUUUAUCUUUGAUUUGGGACUGCCGUGCAUAGCGAUGGCGUUUGGUCGGCAACUUUUAUUAUGACUUGUCUAUAUGCAACAAGAAAAUACCAAAUGGCGGAAGGGUUGUAUAAAAUAUUGCUGUAAUAAAACACGAGCAUUUUUGAGCAUCCAACAUUGAAAGCAAGCGUAUACCUUUUUUUCAAUCACAUUCACGCGAAUUAAUUUUAUAUAUGAACCAGCGUGCGAUUCACCUUCAAAUGUUAAAGAAAUACAUAAUUUUA